Osmia bicornis bicornis is the source of this 3527-nucleotide messenger RNA. RefSeq names its product protein N-terminal glutamine amidohydrolase-like. NCBI's taxonomy places the organism in Eukaryota, Metazoa, Arthropoda, Insecta, Hymenoptera, Megachilidae. Gene Ontology annotation, cellular component: nucleus; cytosol. The coding region runs from base 399 to 1247 and encodes 282 amino acids. Gene Ontology annotation, molecular function: protein-N-terminal glutamine amidohydrolase activity; protein-N-terminal asparagine amidohydrolase activity. The record is from RefSeq and is a predicted model, not a curated record. The transcript has 7 exons.
GUCGGUGUUACAGUGCGAAGUGUUUCAAAUUUGCAUACUAGUAUAGCAGACGGCGCUCGUUCUCGAGACACAAAUUGAAAAGCAUGUCUAGCCUUUAUAGAUCUAUAGUCAUUGAUCUGAAAUUGUUUUAGGGUUAUGGAGUCCACGGAUUAACAGUACAUAUUUUGGUUCGCUGUUUGCGAACCAAAUAUGUUACAUAUGAUAUUAUGCCAUGUCACUUGAUUCCUGAACUACUGGACGUAGUUUAUGUCGCAGAUAAAAAUAACAAGUCCAACUAUUAGAGUAGUACUUCAGUUAGGCCUUGCAAAAACGCGGUAAAACCUUGUACAAAAGGGAUCCUUUACCGGUCAUUUCUAUUGUAUCCUUCAUAUCGACGAGAAACAUUUUGUGAGCUCAUCAUGACUAUGGUGAAUAAAGCAGCAGUGCUGAAAUUUGCAAAAAUAACAGACAAGGCUUAUGCACCUAUGAAAGGAUCAAAAUAUGCUGCUGGAUUUGAUUUAAGAAGUGCAUACGAAUAUGUCGUCCCAGCACGUGGUAAAGAGUUAAUUAAGACUGACUUGCAAGUCGAAGUUCCUGAUGGCACGUACGGAAGAGUCGCACCUCGUUCAGGACUAGCGUGGAAGAAUUACAUUGAUGUAGGUGCCGGCGUUAUCGAUGCUGAUUAUCGCGAAGAAAAUGUGUGGAAGCUCUGUCAGGAUGUAGCCACGAGACACGGAUCGGAAUUACAACAUUGUUACGUUGCCUUCGUGAGCAACGCCUGGCGUAGCGUACCGCUUUGGCGACAACGAGCAGGAAAGGAUGAGGAUAAGCUCGUAGUUUGGGACUUCCAUGUAAUCCUUAUCUACGCACCCGACGAAAGGGCGGUCGUAUACGAUUUAGAUAGCGUGUUGCCGUUUCCCACGCAUUUUUGGAAAUACGCGAUGGAAACGUUCAGAUCGGACGAAGUUGUGCCCCCGAAGCAUCACAGAAGAUUCCGAAUGGUCCCGGCCAGUGUGUACUUGAAAGAGUUCGCGUCUGAUCGGCAUCACAUGAAACGGGAGGAUGGCACAUGGAUAAAGACACCGCCGGAUUAUCCGCCGAUCUCAACACCAACGUGCAAGGAUAACUUGGAUUCGUUUAUUAACAUGGAUCCAGGAACCGGGUUCGGGGUUGUAUUGACUUUAGAGCAAUUAUUCGACCGAUUUCAUAGGCCAAACGCGAACGCAUCUGCUACUCGUACACCUCAGCCUCAAGCAACGCCGACUUAAGUAAACUGCUAAAGCCUUCCGGAGACAAGCCUGGUCUCUGUCGUGUGCUACACGUGUUACGAUCGACCAUAUGUAUAUUCCAAGUUUUCAGUCGUGAUUUUAUAUAUACAAAUACAUAUAUAUAUAUAUAAGUGUUCUCUUGUCUUCGUACCAUACGUUUAUCAUAACGCGUGAAUCUUUGUCACGGCUUCGCUCUAUCGAUGGUAUUUAUCGUUACGAUUAAUUGUGUCAAAGACUGAUGUAUCUACGGACAAUUUCCAAGCUCGACGUGAAAGAAAGAAAAAAAAAAAUACAAUUUUUUUUUCCGAACAAUAUUGAAUCUAAUUAGCUCGCGUUCUUGGCACAGACGCGACUAAUGCGCUUAUUAUGAUUAUUAUUAUUAAUUAUUAUUCUUAUUAUUGUGCAAUUUGAUAUAUACAUAAUAGUAAGGGCAAGAACUUAAUCUUUGCGAGAUAAACGUAAAUGAUUACGAUUAUUGUAAUUCUUGUGAUACUUUACACUUUCUACUUUGAAUACCUACGCUGUACUUGUCUACUGUUUGUACUAAAAAGAAGAAAUGAAAAACAAGAAGAAACAACUGAUUCUUAAUGCGAUCGUGCGUUCGCUUGUUGAUUAUUUAAAUCCAGAUUCGAUUAGGAGUUAAACACCUCCACACGACCAAUUUGUCAACAUCGAAACGAAUUUUGACAACGAACGCUCGAAAUCUCUGAAACUUGAUAUAUUUAACCCUUUCGCUGCGAGAGAUUAAAGAAGUUUGCCAGCCUUAUAGUUAUCAGGAACAGUUGGAUGUCUGUGGAUGCAACAGCAAUGGAAAGGGUUAAGAAACUUUUCGACACAAAUUAUCUUUCUCUUUGAGAGACGCAGAUUGAAUAACUCUACAAAUAGCAUCAGAUUGACGGUAGAUUUUUUAGCGAAUUUGCAUUGUCUCGCUUCGAAAUGAUAAUCAACGAGCGAACGCAAUCGAACUAUCGGUUCCUCGGACUCCCGAAUAGAGUCGCUCGAGGAGAGGAAGAGGAACCGACAAUCAGGAUCGAUAGUUUAAGAAUUCGUCCACUCUUUGCCUUCCAGAAUCUUUCACUAGAUCUCUCUUUGUCUUUAUCAUCGACAUGUGUUUUUUCUCCGAUUCACCUAUAUCAUAUAUUUACUAUAUUUGCAUACGUACUUGUAAGCCAACCGUGUCUGCGACUCGGAGACAGCCGAUCGGGCGUGAUCGGUGGACACGGGACAAGUCUCGUCGCUUUUACACGAACAUCGUACGUGGAAAAACCCGGGACCGAUUUUUUUAGCCUGUAAUACCUUCGAUUACCAGAGAAUAGAAAAGAAAAGAAGAAGAAAAUGGAAAAGUUGAAAAAAAGACCUAAUCUCUUUAUCGUUCAAACUAUUACUAAAUAUAUUAUAUCAGAUGAAAUUAUUAUAUUAUCAAGAAGAUGAUGAUGGUUAUUACAUAUAUAUUGUAUACAUACAUAUAUUUAUCAAUAUUCUCAUAUUUAUUAUAUUGAUAUAUAUUUAAUUAUAUUGUAUCAAUUUCGAUACGCCGAUAAGAGGAGGUUUGGUCAGAAACGUUUGCGUUCGAACGACACGUUCUCUUAUCGUUUUCAUUCUGCGAUAUAUCAUAUUGUACGAUUUGAACGAUUCUCGCAUGUUCACGAGGAGAAUUGAGAAGAAAACGAAAAACGAGGAACGACGAUACCUCUUCGUCUUUCGAGUCUACGAUAAGUUACAAACGAACGGAACAAUCCGUUCGUCUCAGCUUGAAAUUUUAUCAAUGUACUUUUUCAAAUCUUUAUAAACCGCGACCAUCUACGCUCCAUGGUCCUGUCUCCUCUUCCUUGGUCGGGUGCCAUGUCUCAAAACGAAGAACGAAUGCUUCCAAAUGGUAAUCGAAGUUCAAUUAUCAGUGAAACGAUUUCACUGGCUUUGUUGUUUAUUUUUAUUUAUUUUUUUUUUUUAAUAUUCUUUCUCGACAUUUUUGUCCUUCGAUAAACUGUCCCUUUUCUUAUUUUCAGCGCCAUCGAUUUUUUCUACUCUCUGUUCGACGUGUUUCACUUUAACGAAGAUAACUUGAUGUUUGUUGAUAACGAUACAAGGGUUUUCAAGUUUUUGCUCAUUAUGCGCACAGUAUUUUCCGGCGUACGUUCGAUGAUCCGGUUAGAACACUGUUGAGAUAUUGUACCUUUAGGGCAUCGGAGAAUUUUCAAGGAGAAAGCGACGACGCGCAUGGAUUUUCAAAUGUAUAUUGUAUUCAAUUUGCAAAAAUAUAUAAUGUAUAAUUACAGAAGA